AUGACGACUCGAUACCGAGUUGAAUAUGCUCUUAAGUCUCACCGCAGGGACCAGCUGGGACUUCUUGCUGUUCCUUUCGUACUACAUUCGCAACCAACUGCACUGUACCAAGAGAACAGUCCCAGCCUUGCUCUUCUUGCCGCCAGAACUCAUGACCGUUAUGUGGAGAUCAUGCAUGAUGUGGAAAGCCUCAUAGACGACCACAUCAGCCAUCAGAAAAGUGGAACCAGCCAUCGUUCGAAAUUGAAGCUUCUAGUCCCUAGCAUUGGAAACUUCUUCACUCCUCUACCUUUGGCUGACGCCUUCAGAUAUCAGGACAAGAAACGAUUCAUCAGCAGUCGGCGAUUUGUGCCGCCAUCUUUCAAUGACAUUCGCAACAUCCUUAACACAGCACAACUAUUGGGCCUUCUCCACGGUGGAAAGGUUGAGCUCAUCACUUUUGAUGGUGACGUGACGCUCUACGACGACGGAGCAUCACUGACUGUGGAAAACCCUGUCAUUCCACGGAUAAUCCGUCUCUUGCGCCAAGGGAAGAGAAUCGGCAUCGUAACCGCUGCUGGAUAUACCGAGGCAUUCAGAUAUUACGAGCGUCUCCACGGUCUAUUAGACAAUGUAAACAGCACCCCAGACCUUACCAGUGACCAAAAAAACAGCCUUAUAGUAAUGGGUGGCGAGAGCAAUUUCCUAUUUAGGUUUGAUAGCUCAUCCCCUCAUUUCCUCUCUCCUGUCGAACGGAGCGAGUGGCUCCUGGAUGAAAUGAAACUGUGGAAAGACGAAGAUAUCGCUGAACUUUUGGAUAUUGCUGAAACAGCACUCCGUGACUGCAUGACAAACCUGAACCUUCCCGCUAUCAUUGUUCGCAAGCCGCGGGCAGUUGGUAUAUCUCCACUUGAGGGAAAGCGGAUGCAAAGGGAACAGCUUGAGGAGACGGUUCUAGUAGCGCAACAAACGGUCGAAUUGUCAUCGGUGGGCCACCGCCUCCCGUUUUGUGCGUUCAAUGGGGGAAACGAUGUAUUCAUCGACAUUGGUGAUAAAUCGUGGGGUGUGCUCGCCUGCCAACGCUACUUUGGCGGAAUCGCCCGCUCUAAAACUCUGCAUAUUGGCGACCAGUUCCUUUCCGCAGGUUCCAAUGACUUCAAGGCCCGCCUGGCAUGCACCACAUCUUGGGUUUCCAAUCCGGGGGAAACAGUGCAGUUACUGGAUGAGCUCGAUGCACUGGAAAAUGAAGACAUAUCUAAAUGA
Messenger RNA from Histoplasma capsulatum G186AR, 1242 nucleotides. RefSeq names its product IMP-specific 5'-nucleotidase. The transcript has 7 exons. Gene Ontology annotation, biological process: nucleotide metabolic process; nicotinamide riboside biosynthetic process; inosine salvage. The record is from RefSeq and is a predicted model, not a curated record. Lineage: Eukaryota; Fungi; Ascomycota; Eurotiomycetes; Onygenales; Ajellomycetaceae. Bases 1 to 1242 code for a protein of 413 amino acids. Gene Ontology annotation, molecular function: magnesium ion binding.